This is a messenger RNA of Mangifera indica (mango), 1481 nucleotides long. RefSeq names its product transcription factor JUNGBRUNNEN 1-like. Gene Ontology annotation, biological process: regulation of DNA-templated transcription. The record is from RefSeq and is a predicted model, not a curated record. Bases 144 to 1025 code for a protein of 293 amino acids. Lineage: Eukaryota; Viridiplantae; Streptophyta; Magnoliopsida; Sapindales; Anacardiaceae. Gene Ontology annotation, molecular function: DNA binding. The transcript has 3 exons.
CUUGACCAAACGCAAGUAUCGCUCUAACAUUUUGGCAAGCAGCUAAUUUUAUUUUCUCUCUUUCUCUCUCUAUAAAUAUAUAAAAGCUUCUACUUGAUUUCAGACUGUACGUACAACUCCAAAAUAGCAGUAGGAAAAGAGAGAUGGAAGUGGCAAAAAUAAGUACGUUUCCAGGUGAUGAUAAAGAUGAAGAAGUUAUGCUUCCGGGGUUUCGGUUUCAUCCUACUGAUGAAGAGCUUGUGGGAUUUUACUUGCGACGAAAAGUGGAGAAAAAGCCUAUCAGUAUUGAGAUCAUCAAACAGAUCGAUAUUUACAAAUACGAUCCGUGGGAUCUUCCAAAAGUUACCAUGGUGGGUGGUGAUCAGAAGGAGUGGUACUUCUUCUGCAUAAGGGGAAGGAAAUACAGGAAUAGCAUUAGGCCAAAUAGAGUUACAGGAUCUGGAUUCUGGAAAGCCACAGGCAUCGACAAGCCCAUUCAUUCAGUUAAAGAACCUAAUGAUUGUAUUGGCCUCAAGAAAUCUUUAGUUUACUAUCGAGGUAGCGCUGGAAAAGGCACCAAAACUGAUUGGAUGAUGCAUGAGUUUCGUCUUCCUCCAAAUGCCAAGGACAUGGCCAAUCAAGAAGCUGAAGUGUGGACACUCUGCAGAAUUUUCAAACGAGUGCCGUCGUACAAAAAGUACACAACAGCUUUCAAACAAAACCAAACUAAUUCAGGUUCAAAAACCUGCAGCUUGGAAUCUGACAUCAGCACUGAGCAGUGCAUGUCUUAUGGAGAUUCUGUCCAACUACAAAACGAAAGGAGAGCACCAGCAGCUACCUUUAUCAACCAUGUCGAUGAAAGAAACCAUCUGUUUAUGAAUCAGUUUAAUUCUGCAGCACAGUCUCCAAAUAAUACUGUAGCCUCUUGCUCGAGCCUUUGGUAUCCAAGAGGAGAUGAUUUCUUGACCUAUGGAAACUGGGAUGAGCUAAGUUCAAUAGUUGAACUAGCAACUGACCCAUCUCACUUUUAUCAUGACUCUAGAUAAACAAUUUAGUAACUGGGAAAUUCAAUAAAAUCUUUAGAGAGAGCCAUAACAGUGCAUCUUUUUGUUGCCAUAUUUGCUGUUUUACUAGGACUGCAGACGCUAUUUCAUAUUCUGAUAUACAUAUAUGAUAAGUGUACCAGAGCCAAUUGUACAUUCAUACGAAUUCAAGAGGCAAGAUAGGUGUUAAACAGAAGCCUGAAAGGUGUGAAUGUGGAUCCAGAGGCGAGAUGUAUACUCGAAGAAAUAUGUAUAAGAAGAAUAUGAAGCUGUAAGCAAUACUGAUCAGAGAAGCUUUGGUUUUUCUUUUUUUAAUUUUAGGCAGAAGUUUGACUCCGUUGAUUUGGCUAUGUACUUAUUAACUCAUGCAUAAAUUAUUGAACUAACUCAUAAUUAGCUUGGUGUUAGAACUUUCCCCCUGAUGUAUGAAUUAUAAUAAUGGAUUUAUUUUCGAUACUA